AUGUUUAAGGCAGCAAUUCUACUUGCUCAUCAAUAUAAUAUGACAAUCGAAGGAGAAUUCAUAGGAUGGCAAGCAGAGCAAACUACUGGUGACAUAAUAGAUGCUCUGGACGUUACGUGUGAUGCAGUAUCUAUUUCAAAUGUUGUUGGUAUCGUUGGUCCAGAAUUAUCGAGAGAAGCUCAUCUAAUUGCUCCUUUUGGUAAAAAAAUUGGUAUACCUGUUAUAUCGUAUUCUGCAACUGAUCCUGAUUUAUCUGAUAAAAAUACUUAUCCUAAUUUUUAUCGUACAGUUUCUUCGGACGAUGCAGCUGCAUUGGCCCUUGUAAAACUAUUCAUUCGAUUUAAGUGGACAUCAUGUACAAUAAUUUAUCAAAAUGACGCUUUUGGACUUGGUGGAGCCACAAAAGUUAUUCGUGGUGAUUUGAAAAGCCUUUUAACUAAUGCUGCAACACGAAUUGUUGUUAUAUGGGCUGAAUCACUCUAUACAUCUAUGAUUUUGCAAGAGGGUCUUGAUUUUAAUGUAGUCGGUCCAUAUUUUACAUGGAUACUCAGCGUCACUAUUCCAUUAAAUUCUUUCAAGCAAAGGUUUCAUCAAAACUUAAUUGGAAUACUUCUGAUGGAACCAACUAUAGGAUCAGUUGUCAAUGCAUCAAUUAAUGCAACAUUAUUAAAUGCAGCAUAUAGUAUGUGGCAACAGUAUGAACCUGAAUCAUUUCCUGGAUCGAUGAAUGUAGAUUAUUAUGCAUUAUUUGCAUUUGAUGCAACAUGGACAUUAAUUCAAUCAUUACAACAAUUGUGUGCAUCAAAAAUAAAUAGUUCUUCAUGUUUAUCAUUUGUUAAUGCUGCAGACUGUUUUGGUCAUCGUUUCAUUAAUUCGAAGUUAUUGUUAGAUGCAGUUACUAGAACAGAAUUUCUUGGUAUAUCUGGUCCUAUACAGUUUAGUGUUAAUGUAACAGAUCGAAUAACUGGUUUGUAUUAUUCUGCAAAAAAUGCUCAGCCAUCUUCGAAUGGUUUGCAUUUUGUGCCUAUAUUAGAAUAUUCUCAUCCUGGUGAUUGGAGAAUAUCUACACAAGAAAAUAUUAUUAUAUGGCCUGGUAAUACAUUAACACAACCUACUGGUAGAGCAAGUCUUCAAAAUGUAAAUUUACGAAUAGGUAUUAUUGAAUCAGAUCCAUUUACAAUAGUUGAAAAGGUCACAGAUGCAUCUGGACAAAGUACCAUAGAGUAUAAUGGCUAUGUACCGGAUCUUAUUAAACGCUUGCAAAAUAAUAUGGGAUUUAUUCCAACUAUUAAAUUAGCACCAUCAAAUCAAACAUAUAAUGAAUUAAUUCUAGCAGUAAGUAAUGGUGUUUACGAUAUUGUGAUAGGUGAUGUGACUGUUACAGCUGAACGAAGAGAAUUAGUCGAUUUUUCAAGUAGUAUAUAUGAUGAUUCUUUACGUAUUCUUAUACGAAAAACAGGCAAUGUUAAUAUCGAUCUGUUCUCAUUCUUAAAACCAUUUUCACGUAAUCUCUGGUUAUUAUUGUUAGGUACUUUAAUCUAUUCUGGUAUUUUGGUCUUUAUAAUAGAGAGACAAAAUAAUGAAGCAUUACAAAAUCGAUCAAUAUUGUCUCAAAUUUCAAUGAGUUUAUGGUAUAGUUUUGGUACUGUUGUUGGAUAUGGUGUAGAUUUCAGUAGCAAUACAGCUUCUGGACGUUUAUUAACUGGUGGUUUAUAUAUCUUAAGUUUAAUAUUAGUAGCAUCAUAUACUGCAAAUUUAGCAUCUGAGCUGACAAUAACAAAAUCAAAAACUUUUAUUUCUGGAAUUGAUGAUAUUAAAAAUGGAAAAAUACCAUUUAAUCGUUUCGGUGUUGUUGUAGGUUCAUCUGAUGAAGAAUAUUAUUUGAGAGAAAUAUCUAAUAGUAUUCGAAAUUUUUAUCCAUUACAGUCUUAUGAAGAAUCAUUCGAUGAUCUACGCGCAGGUAUUAUUGACGCAUCAUUUGUGGAUAGUGGUAAUGGUGAAUAUGUCUUGAAUAAUAUAUAUUGUGAUCUAACUGCAGUCGGAGAUGGUUUUUCUAAAACUGUAUUUGCUAUUGUUACUCCUAAGGAAUGGUUAUAUGCACAAGAUUUAGAUGUGAAUAUUCUAUCACUGAAAGAAUCAGGUGAACUUGAAAAUUUAAGAGAAAAAUGGUUUGAAGUACAGAACUGUUCCAGCUCAGAUGCAACAUCAAUUGUGAUUGGAAUUGAAGCAACAAGUGGAUUAUUUUUGGUUUUUAGAGUCAUUAGUAUUUUAUCUUUAUUAUUGUUUGCAUGGUUGAAACGACAUACUAUAAAAAAUCGUUUAUUUCAAUUAAUAUACCCAAAGAAAUAUUCACCUGAAAUACAAGACUCUAUGAAAAGACGCUCAAGAAGAACUUCUGAAAAUUCACAAAAUCAUGAAACAGCUUUGCCAACAAUUUUAUAUCUUUAA
Molecule: messenger RNA, 2448 nt
Organism: Rotaria sp. Silwood1
Lineage: Eukaryota; Metazoa; Rotifera; Eurotatoria; Philodinida; Philodinidae
Source: the annotation of a GenBank genome assembly